Molecule: messenger RNA, 3541 nt
Organism: Anopheles darlingi
Lineage: Eukaryota; Metazoa; Arthropoda; Insecta; Diptera; Culicidae
Exons: 6
Coding region: 236-2089 (617 amino acids)
Biological process (GO): heart contraction; cardiac muscle tissue development
Cellular component (GO): sarcoglycan complex; sarcolemma
Source: RefSeq, a predicted model, not a curated record
UGGUCGCGAGACCAUCAUCAAACCGGCAUCUCAAUCAGGCAAUCAAUCUGGGGCCUACAAUCUGGGACUUCUGGUCCCAACAGUCAACCGCCGCAUCGCAGCCGCAGCACGAGUCGAGGUCAUCCCACGAUACACUCUGCCCAAGUGCAAGUGCCCGGUGUCCGAGGUUUGAGAGAGCGGGGUGCUAGGUGGUCCCAGUCAACAGCCGUGGCUGUGACCAGCUUCAUCCACCAGCAUGUCGCGCUACGCUAGGGAGGACCCUCGAUCGAUUUUCUUCGGCGGAACACCGAGGACCACUCCAUCGCUGGCCUCGACCUCGCUGGCUGGAGGUGAAAAGGAGGUCCAACCGGCCGCUGAACAGCAGCAGCAGCCGCCACCAGCCGCCGCCGUCGCUCCGGCACCGGUCGUACGCAUCAUUCCGAUCCUCUAUCCAGCACAGCCAGCCCGGCUCAUCGGCAACAACACCGGGUACGGGGCGAAGGCGGCACUCAACGAAGUCGCCGCCGACGACGACCACGACGCCGACGAUGAUGUCCGUCCUACAGCCGCCCCGGCGACGACGAACAGGAGUGGCGGCGUGAGGAGUACCGGUUACAGCUCCCCUUACAAACCACCCCCACCCCCAACAACCAGCAGCAACAGCAACAACAACAGUGAACCAAUAGCGCCAGGAUCGUCGUCUCGAUAUCGUCCGAAUGGCACCGGAGCAGCGGCUGCAGCUGGUAGCACCCCAGCUCUUGGUGGUAUACUGAAACCAUCGUAUACCCCGUUCGGCGGUGGCGGUCCACCCCCCUCCACCAGUGCACCGCACGCCGCAUCGCGUGUAUCCUUCUCCACGCGGCCUGCCAGCCAAACCAGCAGCCGCGGUCAGCAGUCACCAGCAGCAGCAGCAGCCAGUCCUUCACCACCGUCGACACCCGAUCCGAUCACUGCGCCUACCGAGGACGAGCCGGUGGCGGCUCCAACUUCAGCGUCACCAAUGGCCAGCGAACCCGGUAGCAGCGGUGGUGCCAAUGGAGUGCACAAGGCGGGGCGCAACAGAACGCAUCAGCAGCAGCAGCAGCAGGUGCAGGAGAGCGGGUGCACUGUACCGAGCGGUACCGGUGGCUCGACCCGGGUACAGCUUGCCCUCUACGGUUGGCGCAAGAAGUGCCUGUACGCCCUGAUUCUGCUCCUCACGAUCAUGAUCAUCAUCAACAUGGCGCUGACGCUCUGGAUCAUGAAGGUGAUGGAGUUCUCCUCGAACGGGAUGGGCCAGCUGAAGAUAGUGCCGGGCGGGAUUCAACUGACAGGACAAGCGCUAGUGUUGAACACGUUGCGUGCCUCAUCGAUUCGCUCGAAACACGGUCAACCGAUCUCCAUCGAAUCAUCCCGCAACCUAAGCGUGAACACACGCAGCGCGCUCGGGACGCUCGAAAAUCAGCUCUUCCUCGGGCACGACCGGCUGGAGGUGCUGGCGAACCACUUCCGCAUCACGGACACCCACGGUACGAACCUGUUCGCGGUCGACCGGGACGAGGUGAUCGUCGGGGCCGGUUCGCUGCGGGUCGAGGGCGAAGGGGGCGUCAUCUUCCGGGACUCCAUCCAGACGCCGCUCGUGCGCGCCGACGCCGGCAAGGAUCUGAAGUUGGAGUCGCCGACGCGUUCACUGGAAGCGCGCGCCACGCAGGAGAUCUUCAUCCAGUCGCGGGCCGGUGGCAUCGAGACGACCUGCCUCAACGACCUCAAGCUCCACUCGGUCGCCGGAAGCAUUCGCCUCGAUGGCAGCGCCAUCUACAUGCCCAACCUGAAGACGGUGCAGGGGACGGCCGGUGGUCUCGGUUUGGCGGGUUACACGACCUCCUCCUCCUCAUCCUCCUCCUCUUCAUCGUCGUCGCUUCUCGCCGGUUCCACCGGGUAUGGUGGACGGGGUGGUGCAGGGGAGUACGGGGGUAUGGGCGGGAGCGGGAUCAGCUCAGCCGGCGCUGCCGCCGCCGCAGCCGCCGCCGGCACCAAGAUCUACCAGCUGUGCGCCUGCUCGAGCGGCAAACUGUUCCUGGCCGCCCCGAACAGCAUCUGCUCCGCCGACGAUACCGCGAUCUGCAGGUAAUGUUUGCCGAUGCCGCGACGCCACGGUUCAGCAGAGUGUGCCCGGUUGGUGAGAGGGAGAGGGAGGAAGGAGGAGUGGGAGGGGGGUGCGGCAUACCGCCACACACCCUUCACCCUUUGCUGUGCUUGCUACUGGCUGCAGGUGAAAACAGCAGUCGUCAGCAGGCCAACUACUCCAGGUGCUACUGCGUGCAGCAACUGUACAAGUCCCUCCCUACACACACACACACACACUAUCACACACACACACACACACACACACACACACACACACACACACACGAGCUUACGAAAAUUACGACAAACAAACAGCAGAGCAGGCGAACUGCUGCCUUCGAAGGCCUACAAUGAGGGGUGGAAGGGGGAAGAAGGGAGGGGGAUGGGGGAGGGGGUUGUGACUACGAAUGGAUACCCGCUCUGGCCCGCCCUCUCUGUCUUCGCCGCUUCCACUCGUUCUCACUCGUUACACACGAUCCCGUUACGUUAUUCGUCGUUAUUCUGCUGCGUUAGGUAGAAAUGUGGCGCCGGGGGAGGGGGUUGGGGUAGGAGGGGCGCAAAGCAGAGUACUUGUAACUCCCAUAUAUAUAUAUAUAACCCUUAAAGUAGAACCAAAGGCCGAGCCCUGGCGAGCCGGAACCGGAGCCGAGGAGUUGCUGUCAGGUGCCGUCAAUCCGAUCUCCGCACGUCAUCAGUGAUGUAUCUGUAGAUCGAUCAAGGCAGGUUCAUCCCCCGGAGUGGGGGAGGGGGAGGGGGAUGGGUAGGUAAUUCACUAUCUCUUUUGCGCUCAAAACCACAGGACAGAAGACAGAGUGACAGGACGAGACGGCAAGGAGAAAGCUAGAGAGAGAGAGAGCGAGCGAGAGAGAGAGAGAGAGAGAGAGAGAGAGAGAGAAAAAGAGAGAGAGAGAGGGAGGCUUGCUUGUACAACAUAAGAUACAUAUCAUUGCGCAACGAAUGCGAGCGGCAGGCAGCAUAUUCCAGCCCUAAAGCACGGAAGCAGAGUAAUAGCAGCUGAAAAGCUUUGUAACCAGGCCUCACAGUACUCCCUCCCCUUCAUUUCAACCCCUCUGUGUUUCCUGUCUCGAUCCGCGACUGGCUUGUUGGCUGGCUGGCUGGCUGGCUGGCCUCCGCAUCAGCAGUACCAACGUUUUUUUUUUCGUGUAACCGUCGUCGUAACCGCUCCAUUAAAACAAAACCCAAACCAAAAACACAAAAACAAAACAACCAAAACAAAACGAAAUAAAACAAAUAAUAUUAUAAUAAGCGUUAACGGAAGUAUUAGCUUGGCCAAUCGGGCUGGGGAGGAGGAGGGGAAGAGGGUUUUUCGGACGUGUGGAGGAAGGAGGUCCGAUGUUCCCUUCCUACCUCUAACCGUCCCUUUUCUCCGGCUCCCUCCCCCUCCCCGCUUUUCCAUUAGCCAUUUGCUGAAAAAAAAGUGUGUUAAAAAUAAAGG